UGUCAGUUGCGGUAAGACAGGAAGAGCAUUAGUUACUUGUUUGCGUUGCAUUAGGUAAUGAUUAAAUCGAAUUGAGAAAGGAAUAAUGAAAACGAUUCCAAUUUCACACUGAAAGAGAAGCGUUUUAAAUGAAGGUAGCCAGUUUUACUGCCCGGGUACUCUGCUGAAUCAUAUGCCGAGUCAUAAGAGGAGUGAUUUAAGUAACUUCACUUCGGACCCAGCCCCAAAAUGACAACAUCGGUGUUUUUCGGCUGUACGUUCAUCGCGUUCGGCCCGGCAAUCGCAUUGUUCAUUUUUACAAUCGCCCGAGACCCGCUACGAGUUAUCUUUCUCAUCGCCGGGGCCUUCUUCUGGCUUGUGUCUGUGCUGCUGUCGUCUCUGGUGUGGUUCAUCGCCGUUCAGAUCAGUGACAAAAACAGCGCCUCCCAGCAGAAGGGCCUGCUCGUGUUCGGGGUGGUGCUUUCUGUCCUGCUGCAGGAAGCCUUCCGUUUUGGAUACUACAAACUGCUGAAGAAAGCAAAUGAAGGCCUUCUGGCUCUCAGUCAAGAAGACACCAUGCCCAUCUCUAUGCGUCAGCUGGCCUACGUGUCUGGAUUGGGGUUUGGGUUUAUGAGUGGAGCAUUUUCGGUGGUCAACAUUCUGGCAGACUCCCUGGGCCCUGGCACUGUGGGUAUCCAUGGCGACUCCCAGCAUUACUUCAUAUCUUCAGCCUUCAUGACCAUGGCCAUCAUCCUGCUGCACAUGUGCUGGGGGGUGGUGUUCUUUGAGGCCUGCGAGAAGCAGAGGUGGCUCUCCCUGGCCGCCGUGGUUGUCAGUCACCUGCUUGUGUCCUGUCUGACAUUCCUCAACCCUCAAUACGAAGGCAGCCUUAUACCAGCAUACAUGAUAAUGUUCCUGAUGGGCGCGUGGGCCUUCUCCUGUGCUGGGGGAUCUCUCCGUAACCUCAAACUCUGCCUCACCUGCAAAGACAAGGAUUUCCUCCUGGCCAAUCACCGGCCCAGAUAACACCAGAGAGCAGCACGGGGAACUCUUUCUAAACACAAAACAAGAAGAAAAGGACUGUUUCAUACAAAGUCAAGAAUGCUCUGGUACAAUGUAAUCUAGUUCUUUUGGUUUAUAUACAUAUAUAUACAAAGUUUUAGUAGUUUUGUUGGUGGUGAGGUUCUGUGUAGGUAGAUAGGCACUGGAAGCUGUGGUGUGCUGGGUAGUGUCCGAUUGGGUGAGGACCCCAGGUGAAUCCCAUUGCUGACCCUUUAUCUUCUUGAUGUGAUGGGAUCUCCUGUGUCUCAUACCUCUUUUCCAUGGAGGAGCAGGGAUCAGGCAAGCUUGAUCUGGAUUCAUAGUUGGCUGACCCAGUAUGGCACAGUUGCUUUUUUAAAAUUGCAUUACUUGCUUCCAGAGCAAUGAAUACUGGGGACUCUUCAGGUUGAGGUGACUACCUGUUCUUCAUCUGCAGUGCAAGGCUGAGGUUUUCCUGAGUUAAAAUUAAGGCUCUUUAUGACUUAUAUCUACCUCUAGUUGUUUGCUGUGAUCAGCGAUGGUGGUGUGCUCUUUUCUUCCUCUUCAGGUUUCUGUUACCAGUUUUUAACACUAAUGCUGACAGAAGCAAAUUAGAUCUGCAGCUUGCUUGUCCGUGGGUCUUUCGUUAAGCCUGAAAAGGAGGGGGCGGUGCCAGUAACGCUGAGCAGACAUGGGUCAGAAAGAUUAGAGAGAUCUUGGAUAACCAUGCAGAGGUUGAAGCAAGCAAGCCUGGUUCCAGCUCUGUGGUGGAAAGGGGGUAUUGGGGACCUCUCCCUUUCACCUUUCAUUUCCUCAAUGGGACACUCCCUUCGGAGGUGGCGCUAGUGGUGCUUACCCAGCUGCCUGAGUGAGGGGUUUGGUAGGCCUGUGUCUGAUUGCUUUACAGGCACUUACAAGUGCAUGUGGAGCUGCUCUGGGCUACAGUAACACCUGGGUUAGCCCUCCAAAUUUCCAUAGUUUUAGUCAUCAUUUUACAGUUUAAUCAUGAGCUGUUCCCCCAUCUCAGAUCAUCACUUUCAUCUCGCAUUUGUGAUAGGAGCCCGUCCCUGGGCCAGUGUGUGUCAGGGCGGCUCAUUUUAGAAAUUUAGGUCGAUUUUCCUGUGGAAAUGGUAUUUCGUUAAUACCACUUUGAGUUGAGUCUUGUUCUUUCUCUCUCUUUCUGUGCCUUCUUUCUGCAUUAAAUAGGUUCAUGGCUUAGUGUUUUCACGUUUGCUUCCUAAUUGUACACGACUGUCCCUAGUGACCGAUCUCUAAUACAGAGUACCUCAGAUAACUUAAGUUACACUUUCCCCCCGUGUGCCCCCAUCCAGUCCCCCACCUCAUUAGUCCAGUGACUUCUCCAUUCUCCUGCUGUCUGACAGGGUGUACACUCAAUGUUUUGUUUGCAUAUGGACUAAAAUUUGCAUCCUAUUUGUUAAUGUUUGACUUUUACUGUCAUUCUUCUUUGUAAAAAUAUGUUAUAUUUUUUUUUUUCAUAAG
This is a messenger RNA of Megalops cyprinoides (Indo-Pacific tarpon), 2499 nucleotides long. It is a transcript of the gene aph1b, whose product is annotated as APH1B gamma secretase subunit. Gene Ontology annotation, molecular function: protein-macromolecule adaptor activity. Gene Ontology annotation, biological process: Notch signaling pathway; protein processing; positive regulation of catalytic activity. The transcript is spliced from 6 exons. Gene Ontology annotation, cellular component: gamma-secretase complex; endoplasmic reticulum; membrane. The record is from RefSeq and is a predicted model, not a curated record. Bases 229 to 1005 code for a protein of 258 amino acids. Lineage: Eukaryota; Metazoa; Chordata; Actinopteri; Elopiformes; Megalopidae.